Histoplasma capsulatum G186AR is the source of this 2881-nucleotide messenger RNA. RefSeq names its product carnitine acetyl transferase. Gene Ontology annotation, molecular function: carnitine O-acetyltransferase activity. Bases 1 to 2535 code for a protein of 844 amino acids. Lineage: Eukaryota; Fungi; Ascomycota; Eurotiomycetes; Onygenales; Ajellomycetaceae. Gene Ontology annotation, cellular component: mitochondrion. The transcript has 3 exons. The record is from RefSeq and is a predicted model, not a curated record. Gene Ontology annotation, biological process: carnitine metabolic process.
AUGGCAGUCCGAUUCUUUACUACGCCCAAACCCUUAGGGGAGACUCUGGCUGAGAACGAGAACUCGAGAAACCCCAAAUCUCCAAACGGGAUUUCUGAGAACAAGGAAAUGUCCCAAAGCGCCAUGGCCGCAGCCGAUCCUACCAACUCCACCCCCAAGUCCCACCCUCCGGAAAAGGUCCAAAAUGGCAUAACCUUCGCAAACCAAGACUCCCUCCCCAAACUCCCGAUCCCAGAUCUUGAGAGCACCUGCAAUCGCUACCUGGAGUGUUUGGCUCCUUUACAGUCUGCCAGGGAGCAGGAGGAGACAAAGGCCGCUGUAAAUGAGUUUCUUAAGACGGACGGCCCGGAAUUGCAAAAUAAGCUGAAGAACUACGCUACUUCGAAGUCGAGUUAUAUCGAGCAGUUUUCUGUUGUUCUCAAUCUUAAUCCGUUUUUCCUCUUAGAGGAUGAUCCCACUCCUUCCAGGAACAACCAAGUUACUCGCGCAGCGUCCUUAGUAGUGUCCGCAUUAUCAUUCGUUCGGGCUGUUCGAAGAGAGGAGCUUGCUCCGGACACAGUUCGUGGGAAACCGCUUUGCAUGUUUCAAUAUUCGAGAUUGUUUGGUACAGCAAGAGUGCCAACCGAGAACGGGUGCAUCAUUGGUCAAGAUUCGGCUGCUAAGCAUAUGGUGGUUCUUUGUCGGGGUCAGUUUUACUGGUUCGACGUUCUUGACGACAAUAACGACCUGCUUAUGAGCGAAAGGGAUAUAUCGCUCAAUCUUCAAGUAAUUAUCGAAGAUGCAGAGCAGACACCAAUUCAGGAGGCCGCUAAAGGGGCACUUGGUGUGCUCAGUACGGAGAACCGGAAAGUCUGGUCGGGUUUGAGAGAUAUCUUGACCAAAGAUCGGAAGUCUAACAACGCUGAGUGUCUGAAUAUCGUCGAUACCGCGCUAUUUGUUUUGUGCUUGGAUUCUACGGAGCCGUCUAAUACAGCUGAGCUUUGCGCCAAUAUGCUUUGCGGGACCAAUGAAGUGGUCAGGGGUGUACAGAUUGGAACGUGCACGAACCGAUGGUAUGACAAGCUUCAAAUCAUUGUCUGCAAGAACGGCAGUGCCGGUAUCAACUUUGAGCAUACUGGCGUAGACGGCCAUACUGUACUUCGAUUCGCUAGUGAUGUUUACACGGACACGAUCCUUCGGUUUGCCAGGACCAUUAACGGCCAGGCGCCUAGCUUGUGGGCAACCACCAGCCCUCCCCCAUCAAAACGGAGUCCUGAGAGUUUUGCAUCGAAUGUGAGCACAACCCCACACAAACUUGAGUGGGACAUGGGUCCAGAACUCAGCAUUGCCCUUCGAUUUGCCGAAUCGCACCUCGCGGAUUUGUUACAUCAGCAUGAAUUCCAAGUCCUCGAUUUUAAAGGCUACGGAAAGAACUUCAUCACAUCGAUGAGCAUCUCGCCUGAUGCAUUUGUUCAAAUGGCUUUCCAAGCCGCUUACUAUGGUCUCUACGGCCGGGUAGAGAAUACCUACGAACCAGCGAUGACUAAGUUCUUCCUCCACGGGCGCACGGAGGCCGUCAGAACCGUCUCCCACGAAUCUGUGGAGUUCGUGCGAACAUUCUGGGACGAGCGUCCCGCAGCGGAAAAGGUAGCAGCUCUCCGAAAAGCCACAGAAAAACACACCGCAACUACCAAGACCUGUUCGCAAGGCAAAGGCCAAGACCGGCAUCUCUACGCCCUCUACUGUCUUUGGCAGCGCUCUUUCGAUGAUGGACUUGGGAUAAUCAGCAGCGGGCCUCCAAGCACAAACGGUUACUCGAGCCCCGCCGAGAACGGUUCAUCCAUUGAUUCCUCCCCAGCCCCAGCGCACGGUUCUACCGCCGUCUCCCGCCCUUCCUCGCCCUCCGACGACGGCAUAUCUUCUAGCUACUCCACUAGCAGCUCACGCAACAUCCGCCUUCAACAUCUCGCCCACACCCCAGCUCUCUUCAAUGACGCUGGCUGGGAUAAAAUCAAUACCACAAUCCUUUCGACCUCAAACUGCGGCAAUCCGUCAUUGCGCCACUUUGGCUUCGGUCCCACCUCUGGCGACGGCUUCGGCAUCGGCUACAUCAUAAAGGAUGACUCAAUCUCCAUCUGCGCGUCGUCCAAGCAUCGACAGACAACCCGCUUCAUCCAGUCGCUCGAGGCGUAUCUGUAUGAGAUUCGCAAGCUGCUGCGCGCGACGCAGCGCAAACCCGUGGGGCCGAGUAGUGUGCGCGAGAGGCAGAUGGAUGCAGAGUCUCCCACUGCGCCGGUUGUGGUGGCACCUGGAGAACGCGUGAAGGGGAGGGGGCGGCUGGUGAGGGUUGAUCCGCAGCUUGUGGGCGGGGCGGGGACGGUUGAGACCCCGACGACGGAUAGUGGCGAUGUAGAAGACGAUGGGAUGGGUGGAUAUGGAUUCUUCGAUGCGGGGAUGUUGCUGCAUGCGCUGAAGGGUUUGCAGGCGGAUCGAGAUCGGGAUAAGCCUCCGAAGCGUAAGUUGGUUGGGAAAGUGUUGAAAUUGAAUGAGUAUUGAAUGAUUGUUUGGUUAUGAGUGUUUGAUGUUUCUUCUACAUAUACCUAUACCUAUAUACAGAUUUAUUUUUACGGCCUUUUGUUAUUUAUUUUUAUUUUUAUUUUUUUUUUUGGCUUGCUUGACACCAUGUAUGACAAUGCGGGUACCCACGGGUUUCGUAUAGCUGUUUUUGCAUUUGGAUUAGUUAUAUCCCUUUAUUGCUAUUUGCUGUAUAGCUAUUGUACCAGUUGCCUUACGCUAGGAUUAGAAUACCUCUAUGUUUCAAUCGUUUUGAAACUUGUGGUUUGAGUGUGAUGGUGAUGAUAAUAAUGACAAUGAUGCUUAUUGCAACCGAUUUACCUAUGCG